AAGACAAACGUGCUCUUUUUGUAAUCUCCGCCUAUGCUCCCACUGAAUGUAGCCCAGAUACUGUCAAAGACCAAUUCUAUCAGAACCUUCAUGAUUCGCUCUUAAGGGCCCCCAAAAUGGACAUCAUUAUUAUGGCGGGGGAUUUCAACUCCCGUGUUGGUCGUUGGUUAUCAAGCGAACGCCAUCUUUGAAGACCGCAUGGACACGACAACUUUUGCUCAGACAGUGGUAAAAGACUACUCAGUUUGGGUUCCAUCCACCAACUUUACCUCUCCAGUACGAAUUUUCGCCACCCUAGACGUCACUACGCUACCUGGCACGUUCCAUCACCUCCUCAACGUUGGUCACAGAUUGACCACGUCGCCAUAAGUCAUCGCUGGUGUGGCAGUAUUCGGGACUGCAGAUCCUACUGAUCAAUCUGCAUGGAAACUGGUCAUGCGCCAGUGCGUGCGUCGGUUUUCAUGUGUUUCGGUGGCUCGCCUAGGACUAGACAAACUCGACUUAACUCUGGUAAACUGGAAGACCCCACCGUGCAAUUGGAAUAUGAAAAGCAGCUUCAGAGAACCUUACUUCUCCGCCUUCUCGGGACGUUGAUCAGCAUUGGUCGCGAUUGCAACAGAUUAUGUUUUCAGCGGGUUUAUCCAGUUGCGGUCUUGUACGUUGCACAACUAAAAGUUGGAUCUCGGCCACCUCCGCGAAACUUCUCGACUAUCGACGAGCUAUACCCGUCAGUGUUGAGCCCACUGAACUCCGCCGUUCUAUUUCCAGACAACUGAAAGUGAGUAUUCGACGUGACCGUGAAUCCUGG
Molecule: messenger RNA, 808 nt
Organism: Dicrocoelium dendriticum
Lineage: Eukaryota; Metazoa; Platyhelminthes; Trematoda; Plagiorchiida; Dicrocoeliidae
Source: the annotation of a GenBank genome assembly